AUUAUUCGCUGUGCUGUGAUUCGUGCUGUUCGUUUUUCAUUCAUUCGAUUGCGAGCAUUUUCCGGGAUCGGACGUAAUAGUGAAGUUGUGCGGCGCGAGAAAACAGUUUUUGAAGGCAGGCGAAGAAAAUUAAAAUAUAGGUAUUAAAUUCCUGGUUUGAAUAGAGAUAUCUAUAGCGCGGAUUAGACGCCCGUCGUUCCACCAACGUGUGACUGCCGUCUAGCUUCUUUUCCGGCUAGUGGAAUUUGACGGUACAAAAUUUCGGUGCAGCGGUGUGCGACUGUCAUCGUCUGCUGGUGAAUGUGGUUAUCAACAGGCGCGACUAAACGAAAGAACCGUGUCUAUUUGCCCUUCUAGUUAGUGGGUUGUGGUCGUGUGCGGUAUAGUGAUAUAUUUUUUGGCUGAUCACCAGUUCAGUGCAGUGGCACCGGAACCAGGAAAGUGGACGAAAAUCGACGACUUUCGGUGUGAAAAACUCUGUACGGUGGUAGUUUAGGGUGGAAACAGUGUAACCCGCUGACGUUGACGUCAGCAAGUUUAACACCGCGACGACUGUGUGUGCUUCCAGAGCGGAACUAAUCUAUUCUUGACGAUCGCUGAGCCAGCAGCUUGGACGGCGCAAUUCUCCAUCUCUAGCAAAGCGAAGGCAGCAAACGACUGCAGCGAUGUCCGACUACGAUCUGGACGUGGACAACCUGAUCCAGCGGCUGUUGGAAGUCAGAGGAUGUCGACCCGGAAAACCAGUUCCCAUGUCAGAAGAAGAAAUCCGAGGACUAUGUCUGAAGUCACGCGAAAUCUUCCUACAGCAGCCAAUUCUGCUUGAACUAGAGGCACCACUUAAGAUUUGCGGCGACAUCCACGGUCAGUACACAGACCUGCUGCGGCUGUUCGAGUACGGUGGCUUUCCGCCGGAGGCCAACUAUCUGUUCCUGGGGGACUACGUGGACCGAGGCAAACAGUCCCUGGAGACGAUCUGCUUGCUGCUGGCGUACAAAAUCAAAUAUCCAGAGAAUUUCUUUCUACUCCGGGGCAAUCACGAGUGUGCCAGUAUUAAUAGGAUAUACGGAUUCUAUGACGAGUGCAAGCGAAGGUACAAUGUCAAGCUGUGGAAAACCUUCACCGAUUGCUUCAACUGCUUACCGAUUGCGGCCAUUAUCGAUGAGAAAAUUUUCUGCUGCCACGGUGGACUGAGCCCGGAUUUGAAUCAUAUGGAACAGAUCAGAAGAAUCAUGAGACCAACGGAUGUUCCCGACACUGGAUUGCUGUGCGAUCUAUUGUGGAGUGAUCCCGACAAAGAUGUGAAGGGCUGGGGAGAGAACGACCGUGGCGUUAGUUUCACCUUCGGUGUGGAUGUGGUGUCAAAGUUUCUCGAAAUGCACGACUUGGACCUGAUCUGCCGGGCGCAUCAGGUCGUUGAAGAUGGGUACGAAUUCUUCGCGAAACGCUCGCUUGUAACGCUCUUCUCGGCUCCGAACUACUGCGGUGAAUUUGACAAUGCUGGUGGCAUGAUGUCGGUGGAUGACCAUCUCAUGUGUUCCUUUCAGAUUCUGAAACCAUCGGAGAAGAAGGCAAAAUAUCAGUACACUGGCACGAACACGAACCGACCGCAGACGCCCCAGCGGAACCAGAAUCAACCGUUGCCACCGAGCAAACGGAAAUAAUAAUUUCUCUCCCUUCUGAAUCGCUAUCUGACCCGACGGCGCGGCGGCGGCAGUGGUGGUGGCGGAAGCAGCAGGAAGCAGAAAUCAUCUUCAUCUUCAUCACCCUCGCCCAACUCAG
Molecule: messenger RNA, 1779 nt
Organism: Sabethes cyaneus
Lineage: Eukaryota; Metazoa; Arthropoda; Insecta; Diptera; Culicidae
Product: serine/threonine-protein phosphatase PP1-beta catalytic subunit
Exons: 8
Coding region: 666-1661 (331 amino acids)
Cellular component (GO): nucleus; cytoplasm
Molecular function (GO): protein serine/threonine phosphatase activity
Source: RefSeq, a predicted model, not a curated record